Plectropomus leopardus (leopard coralgrouper) is the source of this 8529-nucleotide messenger RNA. RefSeq names its product zinc finger protein 462-like. Lineage: Eukaryota; Metazoa; Chordata; Actinopteri; Perciformes; Serranidae. The record is from RefSeq and is a predicted model, not a curated record. Gene Ontology annotation, biological process: positive regulation of transcription by RNA polymerase II. Gene Ontology annotation, cellular component: nucleus.
UUUUUCAAGGGCAUUCAAUAAAAUGGGGCGUCUUUUUUGUGCACAGCUCUGAUUAUUAAUUUUAUUUUACAGGUCACGGGAAGUGAAGUAAAAUCCAUUGAUGUGUUUGUUGCUGGAGCGGAAGCACAAGCCAGAGAGAGUUGUACUCGCGGGAAAAAUGGCGGAAACUUGUGUCCUCCUCACGUUAUCAAUAUCAGCGCUUCAAAACACGGCAUCAUAAGCCUCAUUCCUAGUUUUGUCGACAUACAUUUAUUACUGCUGUGUCAUCAAAUGUAAAGCUCUGGAUUUAGAGAGGGAUGCAAGAUGCAAGAAGAUUCAAUGAGCCUUUCCACCUCUGGCCCCAUUACACAGAGUCAAGUUAUUACAAAAGAAUCACCAGUCAAGUCUUUACAGUGUAGCUGCUGUGCACUGCUUUUCAAAUCCAAGGUCUACCUUUUUGAACACCUCAACAAGGUGCAUGACUUUGAUGUAGACGCUGCUCUCAGAGAAGCUGGUUUAAAAUGCACUGGCACUUUCAGAGCCAACACUGACAACCACAGCAACAACGCAGAUGAUUAUGAAUGCAAGCACUGCAAUUUUAAAGCUUGUGGUCCGGACGAUUUAAGCAUCCAUGAGAAACAAUGUCAGAAAAAAUCAGAAGAUCAGAGCGUAUUAGGAAAAAUAAUCACUGCUGAAAACCCGGACAAUAACACUCCUGUCAUUUCAACAGAGCAGCACAGUGAAGCUGCUGGAGCAAAAGAGAUUCCCAUCGUUAUUUCAGUUACACCUACCUCAAAGACUAAGUGCACACCUAAUUCAUCUAAGGAUCUGAAGACAUACAAGAGGCCAUUGCAAACCAUUACCAAGUACUUUGUGGCAUCAUCUGGAUCAAAUAGCAAACCCCCAGUGAAGUUAGCUGAUAGCCAAAAGCUCCUAGAUAGCACCAAAGGGACCUUAUUUUUGCAAGAAUCUCCCUCAAGCUCCCACCCAAACAGCAGUGGCGUGUUUAAAGUUACUGCGAAGUCCAUGAUUGAUAUCACCAGUGUUUCUCAUAAGUUUUUGCUAAAUGAUCACAUUUUAAAUACCGACUCAAGAACACCAAAGCCCAAGGAACUAUUCAGAGAAACAGUUUCUGACAACGGUGGCAAGAGGACCAACACUGAAAGCUCAAAUGGCCCUCCAGUUAAAAAAGCAAAGUCGGACAAAGAAGAGACAAAGCUACCAGAGAUGACAAAUGAAAGUAAACAACAAUUGUCAUCAAGCAAUUCACAGUUUGCAUUUGAAGUUAGUGAGGAUGAAGGAGAAAAGAAGCUGCAUCUUGUCAAUGGAGACAUGGAAAGCUCAAAGGUGUAUUUUUGUAAGCACUGUGACUACAGUGAUUUAGGCAUCAGGCGUGUGUCUACUCAUUAUGAGCACGACCACCCUUACAUACGAUAUAAUGCUGCUUACAUUCAGGAUCCAAAUGAUGUAAGUGCUACCUUUCGCUGCCUACACUGUCCAAUUGAGUUUAUAGGUGUAGCUGGUGUCAAGAGACAUUAUGCUGAGAAUCAUCCAGAGGCCCCAAAUAUAUUCACGAAGCAAUCGAGUGAACUGCAUUUGGUUUACAAGUGUUUUGUAUGUCAAUUUACUACCAACGUACUGAAGGCUUUGGAAAACCAUUACAAGGAAAACCACCCAAAACAUAAAAUGGAUAAUGCCUUGAUGUACUGCAGAUAUAUGACAACUGGAAGCCAGGAGGGAUCAGAAAGACAAAUUGAGAUUUCUGCUGAGAGUGGCUGCACACCACGUAAGGAUGUCAAAAAUGCACCCUUGGCCCAACAUCCCACCUCCACGGGAGCAGACGCAUCCUUGUAUCAUUGCAACAGUUGCAAGUUUAGUCAUAAGUCAGUUGUUGUUAUGCAUGUCCACUACCAAAAAAGCCACCCAGGUGAGGCAGUCACAAUAGACAAAAUCAAACAGUCAGUUUGUGUCACAUCACAUACAGCAUCACAGAUGACACCACAUAAGUCUUUAAACUCUGUGACUAUAACGGAAAAAUCUGCACUUGAAAGCAAAAUCUCAGAUUCUUCCAAGAAAACAAAAGACAAAGCUGAGCUGUCAAAGCAUACGUGCACAUCAGAAGCUUCUGAGACACAUUCAGAGUUUCCCAAAACUAAGAAAGCGGAAUCUGCAGAGGACAGAAAUGAAGGGACAAAGCCACCGACCAAACAUAGUAGGGAAACACCCGUUGGAAAGUACAGUAUAUCGAGCAGUUCACCAGAUAAAUUGUUUUACUGCCAAUUUUGCAGUUAUUCAAGUACCAACAUUAGAAGCGUUAUUGGUCAUCAUAACGCAAAACAUUCUCUGCAUGCACUAACAGGUACUGAAGAGAUCCUUUUGUACAGUGCCAAAGUGCAAAAAAAGAAACUUCAACGUGAAGCUAAGGCCUUAGCAAAUUCUACAUCGUCUGCUUCUCAAACAAGUAAUAAAGUUGAGGUAUCUAGUGAAAAAGGACAUGAAGAGGAUGAAGCAGCAGAUUCUUCGCUGAAGGAAUUGAAUGCUUACGCACGUCCAGAAUGCUUGUUUUACUGCCAAAAGUGCAACUUUGCAAAUCCAUCUGCAAAAGGAGUAGCGAACCAUCAAAACAAAGUUCACCCAGGCCUUCAUUCCAGCAAGGAAUCUAUUAUUGCACAUACAGCUUUGGUGCAUGAUGAAAUUGAAAAAUCCAAAUCUCAAGUGAAGGAGUUAUCCUUUUCUACGCGUCUUCCUCUCCCUCUUAUGAAUAAGGGCGAUGACAAUAAGUUUUUCUGCCACUUUUGCAACUAUAGACAUGGUUCUUUGGAAUUGGUUAUGAAGCAUUACAUCAAAAAGCAUCGUGGAUUUGGGGUUACGGUUGAACAAGUCCACCUGUAUACCUCUAUUGUUCUUGAAAAGACGCAGAAAUGCUGGGAAAAAACUGCAAACCAAGAAGCCAAUCAUACACCCCGAGAGAGAAAAGAAAAGAAAAAGAAAAAGAAAAAAACAAAGAAGCUUGGUAAAUCCCUCUUUGUCUCAGCUCCACCUUCAGUGACAGCCUCAGAAACACAGAGGACCCUUAAGUGCUCUAGAUGUUCAUACAGCACUCAACAUGUGUAUCUUUUGAGGAGGCAUCUAUGGAAAGUCCACGAAGAAAGUCACUCAGUCGCAGAUGUUUUAAGAAUAUGUUUCAAACAAGGAAGUUUACAGACAGGGUACCACUGUGACAUGUGCGUUUUCUCUCACAAAAAAGCAGCAGCAGUCUAUAAACAUUACCAGGAACAGCACCAAGGACGUACACCAAGCCUGGACUACGUGAAUACUCGGUUGUAUGUUGGUCCGGAAAUUCAUCUCCCUAAAAAGAAGAAACCCAAAAUAAAGCAAAAUGAUGAUAAUAGUGGUAGUGAUGGCACUGAUGGCAGCUUACUAUCUAAAAGACCCGGACAAAUUGAAAUCAAGACAUAUUCAUGCAGAGCAUGUUCAUUUAAAGGUAGCUCAAGGUCAGGCCUCACACGCCACUACCGUGCUGUUCAUCCGUGGUCUGUGAAAGAAGACGGCUCAGUCCUGGAUGUGGUCACCAGCAAGAGAUCAACUGCAAAUCGGCAGCUGGAAGAAUACAGUGACAUACCUGGGUCUUUCGAAUCCUACCAAGUGCCUCUUGAUUUUGAGUCACUUGAUUCACCUCCUGAAGAAACAGCAUCUUCCACAUAUAUCUGGUGCCCUUACUGCCCUGCAAGUUUUAAUAGUCUCCGCGGUCUCAGUACUCACUGUGGAAUGAAACAUCGUGAAGCUGUAACUGAAAAUUCAGAUAAACCGCAAGAGCAUAUUGGAUCACGCAUGCAUGUCUUUAAAUGUCCACAUUGUACUUAUGUGAAUACCAGUUAUCAAGGAGUUCUCACUCACUGCCAGAUGAAGCAUCCUGACCUCGCAUCCAGGGCGGACAGUCAUUUCGUGGAUAAAGGAAAGUCAUACUACUGGGGUAGCUGUGUGAAAAGUAAAGGUUCUGGUGUCACUUUGAGAUUGCGUGGUUACAUGUGUAAAACCUGCCCAAAAAUGUGUGCAACGAUAGAGAAGCUGAACAGGCACAGCAAGAGGGAGCAUUUUACAACUGUUGGAAAAACAGUUCGAAGCACAGUGAAAGCGGAGCCUGAACCAUCGGCUGUGAGUAAAAUAACACAAUUUAAGACCCAAAGCAAUCGGGGAUCAGUACCGCAAGCUUCCUUUUUAAAGAAGAAAAUAUAUGCGGUGGUGAAAUGCCAGCUCUGCACUUAUCAGUGCAGCACAAAAAUUGGGCUCGAUCGCCAUGUGCGUGUCCACCACAAGAAUGCACCUGAUUCAAUGGUUAAGGAUUGUGUAUACACGUGCAGCUUAUGUCCCGCUUCCUAUUUCACCAAAAUACGACUAGGAAGCCAUUAUAUUAAGAAACACGGAAGGGACAGCUUCUUAAAGCACUAUGCACCAGUGUACAAGCAGGCCCAUGAGAAGCCAGCACCAGCAUCUCCUGACCCCCCUUCAACUCAGCAUCCAGAAAACACACACGGGGCUUGUGAAUCUAGCACAACAACAGAUGCAAACAAAAAAUUAGUCUUCAGGUGUCCACGUUGUCCCUAUGUGAAUGCAAGCUACCAUGGCACGCUUACUCACUGCCAAAUGAGGCAUCCAGAAGUCAUCGCCAGAGCAGAUGAACUUCAAACACAGGAAAUACUUGUGGCCAACAUGGUGAGAUGUUCAAUUGGAAAAGGUUCUAAUGAAAGAGGAUACAUGUGUAAAAUUUGUCCUCUCAUUUAUGCAUCCAUGAAAAAGCUGAAAAUCCACUAUGAGAGGGACCACAAUCAGGCUUACGUAUCAGCCUCUGAACAUUCAGCUGACCAUGAAACUGAAAAACAGCCUGAUCAAGACUCUCAGGGCUCUGCAUUGGAGGCAGUGAGUAGCACGGAAACCAGCAUCAGUCACCAGAUGGGAGCUUCUGAAACACAUCAGUCCAACACACUGUCAGUACAGAACAAGACGACUGUAUACAAGUGCCACUUGUGUAUCUACAAAGGAUUCUUCAGAAGAUACCUGCAUAGUCAUUACAAAAAGUCUCACAAAUUGGAUCCACCUACCAUCCACAACCUGCUCGAGAAGUACAAUAAACGCAGGAUCAGAAAACUGACAGAAGCUGAAUCUAAGGAAAGUGACAUGAAAUGUAAGAAGUGUCCAGAGUUGACGUUUAACUCAUCUCAGCUGCUUGUUGCCCACUACAGUACGUUUCAUAGCUCAGAUUGCAUAUUGGACUUCACUGUAAUAUCACAAGGAAAGAAAAAGGGUAGUACAGGUCUUUACAGGUGCAUCCACUGCAGCAAACAAAUGAAUGGGAUUAGAAAGCUGUGGUAUCACCUGGAUUGCCACAGAGAGAGGGCGAAGGCUGCGAAAACAACAGCUUCACUUGACACGACAACACCAGAGCCCAAAUCCAUCGAAUUCAAGCAAGAUGAAGUUCUCACCGUAGAAACUGUGCAGGACUCGGGCCAGAGGAAUGUGCCACCAGCAGAGACCUUCACUUUCCCACCAAGUCCUCUGCCAUCACCCUCAGCACCCACCGACCGGGAGCAACCAGAGCUGGAACCAAGCAGAGAGAAUCACACUUGCAAGCAGUGUAAGCGGACUUUCAUGUCGCUGAAAGGUUUGCGUUCACAUGAGCGCAGCCAUGCAGCCAUGGCGGCCAUCAAGAAGACGCGGGACAUUCUGCCUACCUCAGCAAAAGGACGCAACAUCAAAAACUUUGUCAUUUUCAAAAGUGGAACUUUAAAGCCCUUCCUGUGUAGUUUGUGUUCCUAUCGGACGACCGUCAUGGGCCUCUGGAGGAGUCAUUUUAUGAAAUCACAUAAGGAUGAGAUUACGGAUUAUGCUGAGACUGACCAGCAAGAUGAGAGCAUUCAGACAGCCGACGAGGAGUCCUAUCAUUCAUCAGAGGAAUCGACAAAUUGGACUGAACUUGAUGAAGAACCUGAAAUUACGGAAAAUUCGCUGUACUCGGAGCCCCCGAAUGUGCAGAGGCAGCUGAGCCACUAUAACUUAAUGGCACAGGCUGACGCCACAUCUAAAACAAAUGGGCAAGACUCAAAGUUUCCUGAUGACAUUCUUCUUCACUGUGAGUUCUGCAAUUUCAACACUGAGCAUCUGUCUAGUAUACGAAGACACUACCUAAAUCGGCAUGGAAAGAAGUUCCUCAAGUGUAAGGACUGCGAAUUUUUCACUGCUUCAAGGAAAACCCUGGAAAUGCACAUAGAGAGGGGUCACUCUACUUGCCAGUCAGAACCUACUCAUCAUAAAGAUCUCCGCUGCCCUUUCUGCCUCUACCAGACCAAGAACAAGAAUAACUUGAUCGAUCACAUCGUCUUGCAUCGCGAGGAACGUGUUGUGCCAAUAGAAGUGCGUCGUUCGAAGCUGUCACGAUACCUUCGAGGCAUUGUCUUCCGCUGUCACAAGUGCACCUUCACUUGCGGAAGUGAUGAAAACCUACGUUUGCACAUGAGGAAGCACGAUGACAUCAAACCCUACAAGUGUCGGCUUUGCUACUUCGACUGCACUCAGCUGAGCGAUUUGGAGGCACACCUGAGUGAUAAGCAUCAGGUUGUGAGGAAUCAUGAGCUUGUGGGUCAGGUCAGCCUUGAUCAGCUUCAAGCGAAGGUUGAUAAGAUGCCUGAAGAGGAAGAGGAACCUUCGUCUAACUUGGGGCACCAAAACAAUGACAGUGAGGAUGCAGAAACAGAGGACUCUGUUACUGACUGUUAUGAAGUUCAUGAGACACAAACUAAGAACCUGGUAGAAAAUAGCACGAGGGAAAAAAUUACACUUCAGACUGAGGAAGAAUGUCAGGAGCAAGAGCUGGAGGGCAAAGAUGAAGAGAGCCCUGCCAGGAGCUCUGUGUUAGACCUUCAGUUUCAUGAUGCAAAACCAAACACUGAUGUUCAAGAGAACCGUGAGCAAGAUCCACAAGAACAAGCAGUUGUGUUUUCGCCAGCCGAACCCAAACGCAGAGGUAGUGAGGACGGCAGCACAACGUUCACAGAACAAGAAGAGGAAACAACAGAAAAAUCACAGGUCCAUAAGAUGCAUAAUAAGGUGCUUCAGCAAAGAACGUUGGACAUUGAGGCUAAGGUAGAAGACAAUAUACUGCGCCAUAUCCUGCUGCUGGAUGAGGAUGGCAGCAUCAGCAAGACACACAAGAAGGAUGAUAGAACGGUUAGAACAGAAAAGAACAUUAAGACUGAGGUUGGAGAUAAUGUUCAAAAUGAGAUGAUGUUGCUGGAUGCAAAAGGCAGCAUCCCUUUGGCCCACAAACCAAAAAAUCAAACUAAUACAGAGGCAAUCUCGGCCCUUGAAAAGAAAAAUCAGGUGCAGGCAAAUAACAGAAUGGCUCAGUUAAGUGUAACGGUUCAAAGGCCUUUGCUUUCUCCUCCGCUGAAGUGUGCAGAACUGAAGAUAAGCCAUGAGGAAAGUUUUUCAGUAACAAACUGCAAAAUGGAACAGGACCAAUACAGUGAGGAGGUAAGAGACCCUUAUGGAGAAAUGCCAGUACUUGAGAAUGAAUAUCUCAAAGAAGAAAUGCAGCCUCUUGAUCGCUGCAAAGAAGAUGAGAACGAUCCUGUUGAGCAAAAUCAGGACAAAGAAGAUGAGGUGAUUACUGAAGACGAUGAGAACCGAUACACAAAUCAGAAACAUGAGGAGAGUGACGAGAUUAAGGAAGUUGAUAAUCCACAUGUGCCCAAAGGUACACUCACAGUCACAGUCACAGAUGGCGCUGCUGAAGUCCUCUGUGAAGCACCUGCGGAGGAGAAACCAUUUACCUGUGAGUUGUGUGGACGAAGUCUCCUGAACAGCUUUGAACUGAAGCGUCACAUCAUGAGACAUGGAAUAUAACGAUUAUUCUGUGUUAUAGACGGAGGCAAAGGAUCCCACUGUUCUUUUUUUAUGUGUAUCUAGAUUUUGUUUUUAUAAACCGUCCUUUAUUCUCUUGCCGUACAGUGUAUUUCUGAGAAAACUGGUUACAAAUUAAUUUUUUAUGUUUUGUACAUUUUAAACCUUUUCUAAUAAAAACGUUUUUAUGGUACAACUACGUGUAGGAUUUCAUUUGUGCAAUUCAGUAUAAAACACAGAGCCAAGAGGCUGGCUGUAAAGAUGUUAUUUAGAUUUUUUUUUUUGUAAAUUACACUAAUAGCGUGUUCAGUUUAUGUGAAGAGAGAUAUUAAUCGCCAGUACUGUAAAAUAUGAAAAAAUCACUGUGAACUAUAAUUAUUACAUGUAAACUUGUUUCAUAACAUCUGUUUUCAAUACCAGAACAAACCUCAGUACCACAGGUUGUGUAAAUGCUUCUGCUGCAUAUAAGUGUUGUUGGGUAUCUGAACACAUGUUGGGUACCUUGCCAGUGAGCCACUGAGUCAUUUUUAACGGUACUAAAAUGACAGUAUUUUGUUUUUGGUAUUCCAUGUAAAAAAAAAUUCUGUUUACUUUCUAACUGCUUUGUCACACGAUAUAAUGUACUUUUGUUGUUAAUAAACUGAAUGUGUUAUG